Messenger RNA from Drosophila nasuta, 2194 nucleotides. RefSeq names its product Hermansky-Pudlak syndrome 1 protein (gene HPS1). Gene Ontology annotation, cellular component: BLOC-3 complex. NCBI's taxonomy places the organism in Eukaryota, Metazoa, Arthropoda, Insecta, Diptera, Drosophilidae. The record is from RefSeq and is a predicted model, not a curated record. The transcript has a single exon. Gene Ontology annotation, molecular function: guanyl-nucleotide exchange factor activity. The coding region runs from base 114 to 1940 and encodes 608 amino acids. Gene Ontology annotation, biological process: vesicle-mediated transport.
GGUUUGCGCUUAUCACGAAACAUUCCGAUGCUUGGCAACACUACAAAGAAAGCUGUGUAUUUAUUUCUUGUGUUGUGGUUUUGCACUUAACAAAGUGCGCUGCUGAUAAGAAAAUGAACGGCCUAAUUGUGUUUAAUAGUGCCAACGAUGUCGUCUAUCAGAACCUGAAUGCAACAUUAACCGACAAAAUCUGCAACAUUGCCAUUGCCCAAGGUUUGUUGCCAGCUACAAGUCGAACAGCAGCUGGAGCUGCCCUGGACAGUAAUGUAUUAUUGCAAAUCUUUAGUCCAAUCAUCAGCUCGCAGCGAAUAAUGCAUUGCCAGUUCGACAAUGCUUAUGCCAGCUUCCAGUGUGAGAAUGAUUUCAACUUGGUGUUUGGUGAGCUCUUGGGCUACAGCUUCCUUAAGAUCGGACAAAUUGAGAUCGAGCAGUUGACGCGGCAAUUGGGCGUGGCCAUGACACUGACACGCUACUGCUAUGGUGCCAAUUUAUUUGGUGCCCAGGCCGGACAUAUGCAGCAGGAGUUGCUGACCCAGUGCUUGAACUGCUAUGAGACACAGUUAUGUCAGGAAGAGCAAGCUUAUCUGCUGGAAGCGAUGCCCAAGCUGCUCGUCAAUCCGGAACUGAAAAGAACCGUGCACGUGACCCUAGACGCCACGUUGGAGCAGCUGCGUCAGACAGGUGGACAGCAGCGAACCCAUGCCAUGCUCUUGAUAUCCCACAAACUGCUGGCAUUGAACAGCACGCGCCUGGCGCUUCCCUUGGCUCCUGCUGAUUUGCUUUUUCUGGCUAUUCUGGCGCGUGCUCUGAAUUCGCAGCAAACACAACGUGCAGUGGCCGUAUUCCUGCAAGGCGUCUCCCACGAUCCGAACUCUGGUUGUGUGCCAACCAUAGUACAUUUCUCGCGUCUUCAUGGUCACCAGGUGCUGUUGCAGCUCAUUGAGUAUGGCCACAUGCCGCUAACCAGCAGCAUCUACGACACCUUCUUUGUGCUACAAAAGAUUGUUGCCGUGCAGCAGCAGGGCGAUGGUGAUGCACUGAAGCCCGCCUAUGAGAGUCUCGAAUCGUUUGUAAGUCAAACGUUGACGGCUCUUAAACGUUACCUGAAGCAGAAGCAUGAGGAGCUGGAAAUUUGUGUAAAGAAGUUCACAGCACGUUGGGAGAAUCUGCGCAAGAUGUAUGUGGAGUUCUUCAAAAGCUACGAGCGUGAGCUGCUCGUGCGUAUCGAGUCCAAUCUUCCGGCAUUCGUUGAGGAACUGAAGCAACUUUUCACUCUUUCGCUUGCCUGCUGCGACAGCGCCAGUAAUCAUCAAUUGGAUCAGUUGGCCGACUCGGCGGCUGUGGUGGAAGCCAAACUGCUCGAAUUGGCAGAAUUUCUGGCCGUGAAGGCGGCGCGUAACAUCUCAAUUGAUGCCUAUCUGGAGGACUUUCCCGGCCUGGUGCAUUUUAUGUAUGUGAAUCGCAGCACAGGUCAAAUGUUGGCGCCUGAACUUCGUCAGCUGAAUCCACCAUCGAAGCUAGUGCCUAAGUCAAAACUGUGGCAAAUGGUUGCGUUUACACGGGGCUAUCUAAAGAAGGGCCAGACCACUGUCAUGUGGAAGGAUCGCACAUUCCAUUACUCGUACUUUCUAUGGUUUGAGGACCUAUCGGGCAGUAACUUAAAAUGUCCACUCGACUUGCAACAGCAUUUCCUAGCCACUGGCUUCGGUGGCAAUGGCAAUGGCAAUGGACAGAAACCAACGGCUGAACCAGGCGCCUUGCCCAUGGAUUAUUAUAGUGACUUGGUGGAACUGUGCUUCCCCAAGUUGUCACCACAGAAGGUGCGCGUCUAUGAGCUCUACUGCAUCCACUUGGGACUCGUAACGGCAACGUGUGCUGUGGAGCAUUCACGUCGCUUGGUGGCCACCAUCAGUGAUUUGGUUGGCGAGGAGACAUUUUAAGUGACACAGAAUAUCGUAUUUUACGUAUUAGUUUAGGCUUAGUCAAAAUUCCAUGCCACACACGAUGCUAGUCAAGUUCUUUUGGAGUUAUUUACUUGUACUUUGGACAUUCAUUAUUUAUUAUUUAACAGCUGUAGGCUUAAGAAUAAAUUAACCAACAGACAAACUAAGAAACGCUUAUUGGGCUUGCACAUUUUGCAGUUCCUUCCAUUUCUGCUCGAAGAAGGAUUUGCGAGCUGUCAGCGGCAUUGUCU